Messenger RNA from Melanaphis sacchari, 1367 nucleotides. RefSeq lists its product as uncharacterized. The record is from RefSeq and is a predicted model, not a curated record. The transcript has 8 exons. Bases 224 to 1150 code for a protein of 308 amino acids. NCBI's taxonomy places the organism in Eukaryota, Metazoa, Arthropoda, Insecta, Hemiptera, Aphididae. Gene Ontology annotation, molecular function: protein binding.
CCGCCGUCGCCAUCACCUUUACACGCCGCCGCCGCCGCCGCGGACCGACAGUCGACUUGAGCGCAUCACGUCGUUACCUUUUCGGUGGUGGUCGUCGUCGUCGCCACCGCCGCUGCCGACACAGACGUCGCCGACCUGUGCCAGUGGUCGGACGUGACGGUUUUCAUUUGGCGCGCACUCGUCAUAUCGACAUCACGAAGCCGUAGUGGACGGACAACCGGCCAUGCGGCCACCACCAGACCGGGGACCCGGGCCGCCACGCGGUGCGACGACUCUCCACGCGAUCGUGGCCGUCCUCCUGGCGGCCGCUCUCUUGACGGACGGUGCGUUCGCCGAGAAGAACAAGUUCUAUGAAAUGCAAACUAUAUGCAAAACUCAUUUUCUGCAACAAGUGUACAGGAAAAUUGAAGGGGCAGUAUUGGACUCACAAAACGAACGGAACUUGGAUUGUGUGACGACUUUUCAAACACAUUCCAUCCUACAGAGGUUUAUGAUACAUUUUGAUCGUUUGCAAUUGGACUGCAAUGAUCAUUUGUUCAUAUUCGAUGGCGCCCAUGCGGUUGGACAGCAUAAGGCCGACAUCACGUGCAGCAGUACGAAACAAUCCGUCGGCGUGAUAUUUACGCGUACGAAUUUUGUCACGCUCAAGUACGUGACAGAUUCGUGGGGCACGCGUGUCAACGGUUUUAGAUUAAUUAUAACCGCCUUCAAAGAUCCUUUUGUUCCAGUCCACAAUUGCAGGGAAUUCAAAUGUCAAACGAUGUCGCAAUGCAUCUCCAACGACCUAGUGUGCGACAACAUCAACCACUGUCCCGACGGUACGGACGAAGCGACAACGCCAACUUGUCAAGGUGCUUCGUCGUUGACACUGUUGGGCAUUAACAUCACCAUACUCGUAGUCGCCUCGCUUGUUGUAGUCUCAAUAUUGGGCGUGUGCGUUAUCGUGUUGACCGUUUACUGCAUAUGUUACCGGACGUCGAAUGGUACGAUCCCAACUUCCAGGCAUAGCGCCUCGUUGCACGACACGUCAAACAAUUUUCAAAUGAUUGGCGUAAAUGGAAUUGGACGGUCGGGAAACUGGCAGCACCCUGCGGGCCAACAGCUAGGGUACAGCUCGGCACGGGUCCGUCUCUACUGCCAGGCAAAGUGAAAUAUACUGGCUCUGACAGCGAUAAUUCCUCAGCUCAUAAAGAGGAAUGGUUCGUGUAGGGAUGGCCUAAACCGUAGCCCAGCAGGGUGUUACCGGUAGUACCUCGCCAGGCCGGCAAAUGCAGCAUUCGGAUUGUUGCACUUUCCUAUAAACUUUUUUUUUGCCUAUAAUAUUUAUGUUCAAAAAAAUUAACUUCAUCAGUUUUUGUAUACUUUUA